AAAGAUUCCACCCUCGGCGAUUGGUCCCGCAGUGAAUCAGUCAUACGGAUAUUCUAGCCAAUCAUCUGAUCGGAAAAGUUCAACAGAUGUUGCGGAACAUAGAAACAUGCUAUUGGAAGUUAGCUAGUUAGCCAGGAUGAUAACGUAGCUAGCCAUCACAUUUCAGCACAUCGAGGAAGCUAAUUCAUUUAUCGCCAUGGACACACGUCGGACAGCAGGACGAGGCAGCACAACAUGUGUUUUCGUGGCGUUAGUUGUAGCGACGUGUCUUGAAACCGUUCGUGCUUUCGGCCGCAGUCAAGACAGCGAAUUCACCUUUAUCUUAGCAGCCGGAAGAACCGAGUGCUUUUUCCAAACGGCUGCGGAGAACGUUACCAUGGAAGUGGAGUAUCAGGUGAUAGCCGGUGCAGGUAUGGAUGUAGAUUUCACCGUUCUCUCUCCUCACGGAUUCCAGCUCAUCUCUGAGUUCCGCCGCUCAGACGGAGUCCACAUGGUGGAACCCACGGAGGAAGGAGACUACCAGAUCUGUUUUGACAACAGCUUCAGCCGCUUCUCUGAGAAGAUGGUCUUCUUUGAGGUCAUCAUCGAGGGACAGCCGGGUGACGUGGGUGGGGAUGACGAGUGGGCGGGGCUUGGAGAGCCUGAGAGCCUAUUGGAGUACAAACUGGAGGACAUUAGGGAGUCAAUAGACUCAGUACACCGUCGAUUAGAGAGAAGUGGUCAGAUGCAGACAGUACUGAGAGCGUUUGAGGCCAGGGACCGUAACCUGCUAGAAGACAACUUGUGGAGGGUCUCCUUCUGGUCCUGUACCAGUCUCAUUGUAAUGCUGGGGGUCGCACUAACUCAGGUCUAUACCGUCCGCAGACUGUUUGACGAUAAGAGGCGUGUCUGUACAUAAAGACAAGCCCACUCCGCCACCUCACAGCCAAUCAGGGUUAAGGUGGGAAGAGAAGAGCGGAAAAGGGUGGAGAGGAAGGAAGACGAGGAGGGAGCAGAAGAGUAAAUUAUCUGCGUCACAAAUUGCACCUUAUUCCUUAUCUAGAGCCUCUCUCUGGUCAGAAGAUGCUGAACCUUUAUUUAACUAGGUAAGCCAGUUAGGAUUUUACCCAGGAUUGGAUCGUUAGAUUUUUACCUUGUCAGCUCGGGGAUUCGAUCCAGCAACCUUUCGGUUACUGGCCCAACGCUCUAACCACUAGGCUACCAGCCGCGCCCAGUAGGGCACUAUCUAGGGAAUAGGGUGCUAUUUGGGACACUCAACACGGUGCCUUUUACCGUGUUAUUGUAGUGUUCCCUUUAUUUUCUGGAGCAGUGGAUUUAUAUAAUUUUUACAAAAUGCAAAUUUUCUAUAUCUAAUAAUGUGUGCGUCAUGGAUAAAGAUGGGUCAGUGUGUUAGAAAUUCCAGAGCUGAUGGUCCCAGUCUGCCCCUGAGUCAGUCAUCAUUUACCCAUAAUGCAUCAAGGAUGUGAUGCGCUCAAUAGUGCACGUUGGGUUUAAAUCUCUCUAGUAAUUGAAUUUCUAUGGAUCCUCCUAUUUUACCAGAACAAGCCCCACCCAACCCCUAAUGUCCUUCUCUCAUUGGUCCAUGUCUUUGUGACCUGUUGUGGGUAGCCAAUCACCUUUUUUUUUGGUGUUACUGAGUUUUAUGUGCCAGUAAGAUUCUAUGCUGAUAUCUAGAUGAACAGGUAUGUUUGUGGUGGGUUUCCAAUGUGGGGAUGUGUGUAUGUGUCCAUCUAACUGUUGUGGUAUAGGGGACAGAAACCGUUUACAGAGAACCUAGUUUACCAAUGGAUCCUAACGCUUUUGCUACGUCCCAAUCCUCCACCCCCCCAAGUGUAUACUUGCCUUGCACACUCCCAGUCAUGGGUUUAAUGGCUGAAUCUCCCUCCAGCCAAUGACUACACAAUUCCAAUGCUUUUUAAAACCAGAACAAAAAGUGUAUGAGUGCACACUGGGAGAUGGGUGGAGAAUUUGGAGGCAACCUGUGAUUGUAACUAAGAAGGGACUGGUACUUUGAUCAUUCUUAACCAUGUUGCCAUGGCAGCCAGUGAUUUUAAUGUUGUUUUUUACACAAUAAAAGACAGGACAUUUUC
This is a messenger RNA of Oncorhynchus gorbuscha (pink salmon), 2090 nucleotides long. RefSeq names its product transmembrane emp24 domain-containing protein 1-like. The transcript is spliced from 6 exons. The record is from RefSeq and is a predicted model, not a curated record. The coding region runs from base 197 to 898 and encodes 233 amino acids. NCBI's taxonomy places the organism in Eukaryota, Metazoa, Chordata, Actinopteri, Salmoniformes, Salmonidae. Gene Ontology annotation, cellular component: endoplasmic reticulum; Golgi apparatus; endoplasmic reticulum-Golgi intermediate compartment. Gene Ontology annotation, biological process: intracellular protein transport; endoplasmic reticulum to Golgi vesicle-mediated transport; Golgi organization.